AAAGCAACCAUAUCGAGUACUUCUAAUCAUGGCCAACUAUAUAUCUCCAGGCCUCCUUCCUCGGUAGAUUUCUAAUUCCAAACACAUUUACCUUGAAAGGAGAUGAAAAAAAAGCGAGCUAUAAAGUCUCUCUCUGUAAUUACGGAUAGAGUCGUAACAGGGAGUUAUAAUUAAAAACUUCAAAAUCCAAUAAUGGAGAGAGACUAUGAUCCAGCAGCACAUGAAGCAGUCGCAGACCAGGAACCUCAAACUCCAAGGAAGAAGAAGAAUAAGAUGAAGAACAAGAGGAGAUUUAGCGAUCAGCAAAUCAGGUUACUUGAGUCCAUUUUCGAAUCAGAGACGAAGCUUGAACCAAGAAAGAAGUUGCAGCUGGCAAGAGAACUUGGGCUCCAGCCUCGCCAAGUUGCUAUAUGGUUUCAAAACAGAAGAGCUAGAUGGAAGUCAAAACAGAUAGAGCAAGAUUACAGAACACUCAGAGCUAAUUACGACAACUUAGCAUCAAGAUUUGAGUCCUUGAAGAAAGAGAAACAGUCCUUAGUUUUACAGAUGCAGAAGCUAAAUGAACUGCUGAAAGAACCACACGACGUUAAUAAGGCCAGUAAGGGUCUUGAUGGAAGUAGCACAGGUGGUGGCUCAGAAUAUGGAGUUACCAAGUGCGAGCCUGAAGGAGAACCGAAUCCAAGUUUUCAACAGGCAGGAUUGGAGGACAGGGGAUUCCUUGACUUGCAAAUUGAAAACGAUAGAGAUAUUAAGCAUGCAGGGCAGCCAGGAGAAGAAUUUCUGAGCAUGGAUGAAUAUAGGAAUGACUCCCCAGCAUCCCCUGAAAAAUUGUAUGGAUUUGAUUCGGCUGACAUGUUCGAUCAUUCAUGUAGCAAUUCGCAGUGGUUAAACUUUUGGACUUGAGGAGAGUACUAAACCUACAACAAAAUGUUUCCAUGUCUGUUUGAAUAUUAGUUGUCUUGUGCCAUUACAGACUUACAGUGGGCAAGAAUCAGGAAAGUGAAGUGGGGGCUGGGCUCCCAUACUGCCACUAGUACCAUCAAUCAAGCAACUAAAGCAAAAAGGCCUGGAAGGCAUAGAAAGUAACCACUGACAAUUGUUGGCAAGAUCUUCAGAACAAUUAAGAGUUGGUGGCUAUAAGUCCGAGUCUAUCACUCGUCUCCAUGAAUUUGCUAGAACAUGAGCUAGUAAAGAGUGCAAAGGGAUGCUAGGGGUUGUAACCAAUAGAUUUUUUCAUUUUCUUUUUUCUUUUUCGUUUUUGGUUAUGGUAAUAGAUCAACAUAUGAUACAGCACAUGUAGCUAUUGCUCCACAAUGGGGUAUAUAUAUGUUGUACUCUUUCUGAAACACAUAAUUUGAACCGCAUUAGCCCCUCAUUACGAAAAGGGCACAAAAAAUCCCAUGCAUCUGCAAUAUAUAUAGAUGGGGAGAGAUCAAAGACCCUUUUUCCAAUAAAACAACUGCUUUAGAAUUUGUUAUCACUGUAAACAUCCAAUUUGAUCCAGGUUCGGAUCAAUUGGA
Molecule: messenger RNA, 1520 nt
Organism: Durio zibethinus
Lineage: Eukaryota; Viridiplantae; Streptophyta; Magnoliopsida; Malvales; Malvaceae
Product: homeobox-leucine zipper protein HOX16-like
Biological process (GO): positive regulation of DNA-templated transcription
Cellular component (GO): nucleus
Molecular function (GO): sequence-specific DNA binding; DNA-binding transcription factor activity, RNA polymerase II-specific
Source: RefSeq, a predicted model, not a curated record